This is a messenger RNA of Rhopalosiphum padi (bird cherry-oat aphid), 1502 nucleotides long. RefSeq names its product cell surface glycoprotein 1-like. The transcript has a single exon. The record is from RefSeq and is a predicted model, not a curated record. NCBI's taxonomy places the organism in Eukaryota, Metazoa, Arthropoda, Insecta, Hemiptera, Aphididae. Bases 108 to 1316 code for a protein of 402 amino acids.
AAAAAGCCGAGCGCUCUGACGGACGGUCAUCAGUCGAUCGUUUCGUUCACAUUGGACCCAUUCUAACCUGACCCAUUGAUGAGGACCCAGUAAAAGUCUUUAUAACGAUGACAGUAAUAUUGUUGAAAAUGACGUAUGUCAUCGGGUUGUGCACGUUAGUCGCUGGCGGAACGGAGCCGCAGACCAACAAGACUGAGGAGACCGUCGCGGCGACGACUACAACAGCGCCAGCGGUGACGAUAACUGACGACGGCAAAGGACAUGACAAAAGAGGCAUAUUCGACACCGGUUACGGUUACGCCGCGACUAGUUUCAGCAAUGUAGUACACGGUCAACACUUCAUGCACAGGCACGAGCAGAGAGUGAUCGCCAAGACGAUCAUCCAAGAGGUCGCCCAACCGUAUCCGGUUGAAGUCGAAAAACGCAUACCUUACCCAGUAAAGGUCGAAGUACCCGUCGACCGCCCUUAUCCAGUGCACGUGCCCAAGCCAUAUCCGGUGCACGUCGACAAGCCCGUGCCGUACGAAGUCAAAGUCAACGUGCCACAACCCUAUAUAGUCUACAAGCAAGUCCCAUACGAAGUCAAGUAUCCAGUCGACAAACCGUACACAGUUCACGUACCCCAACCAUACACUGUUUACGUCGAGAAACGUGUACCUUACGAAGUCGUCAAGCACGUCCCUUAUCCCGUUAAGGUGUUUGUCGAUAAACCGUACACUGUGCAAGUGCCAGUCGACAAACACGUCCCGUACACCGUCGAAAAACCCGUACCCUAUCCGGUUAAAGUACCAGUAGACCGCCCGUACCCGGUGACCGUCGAGAAGCACGUGCCGUAUCCCGUCGACAAACCGGUGCCAUAUCCGGUCGAGAAACCAGUGCCGUAUCCUGUCAAAGUUCCAGUAAAAGUCCACGUACCGGUACCUUACGAAGUGAACAGCCACGAACAAAAAUUAUAUGAUCAGACUCAACUUAAAGAAGAAAUAGAACAACAGCAACAGCAGUACGAAACCGAAGAACAAUCUCAACCGCAACAAUACGAACCCGAAGAACAAUCUCAACCAGAAGUACAGACACAGCCACAACAAUAUGAACCUGAAGUGCAGUCACAACCACAACAAUACGAACACGAAGAACAAUUGCAACCACAACUGCAGUAUGUAAAUGAAAUAAAAUCACAACAACGACAACUGCAAUAUAAAAACGAAGAACAGUUACAAAAACAAGAUGAUCGCAAUGAACAACCACAACAACCUGACGAACAUUCGGAACAAACACAGCAACAAGGUGGUGAACCAGAGAACGUCGAUUAUCGAUAACAGUUUUAAUUUUUAUUUUUUUUACGAGUCACAAGUUAUAGUCACAUUAUAAUGUUGUGAUUAGGUUAGAUUUUGUGUUACGGUUAACAAAACCAAAUGUAUUCAACAAUGUAUUUACAUCGGUUGAUAACGAAUAUUAUGUAUAUAGCUAUAAUAAAAUCAAAUAAAGACUUAUUUUAUAUUAAA